ACAGCAAUGACGCGCCUAGUCACUACGGCUGCGCGUAGAACAGACAGCUGAUAACUCAUCUAUUAUGCUACUUGGCUAAAUCCAAAUCAUCCAGGAAAGUGAGUGGAGGCUGCCGUUGGACACACCGGAGGACCAAGCCCAAAGUUGUACGAUGGGAGUUUGUCUCCUGGAGGGAAACGUCCAGCUGAGGGAGCAACGCAAGUGACACGAAAGCACGCAGGCACCCACGCACGCUCCCGCCCGCGCACCCCCUCCGACCAACAGAGGGCCUUUUCCCAAUUUCCCUCCCGCGGUCAGACGCUGCAUCCCCACGCCGCAUUAGCGCGUCGCCGCCGUCCACCAUGUCGGACGCCCCCGAGGCCGCCCCUCCGAGUCCCCCCGCCCUCACCAACCCGCCUCCGCCGGAGGUCACCAAUCCCACCAAGCCCGGGAGGAAAACCAACCAGCUGCAGUACAUGCAGAACGUGGUGGUGAAGACGUUGUGGAAGCAUCAGUUUGCGUGGCCUUUCUACCAGCCCGUGGACGCCAUCAAGCUGUGCUUGGCGGAUUACCACAAGGUGAUCAAGAACCCGAUGGACAUGGGCACCAUCAAGAAGCGUCUGGAGAACAACUACUACUGGAGCGCCAGUGAGGCCAUGCAGGACUUCAACACCAUGUUCACCAACUGCUACAUCUACAACAAGCCGACAGACGACAUCGUGCUGAUGGCGCAGGCGCUGGAGAAGAUCUUCCUCCAGAAGGUGGCGCAGAUGCCCCAGGAGGAAGUGGCACUGCUGCCGCCCGCCCCCAAAGGCAAGAACAAGAGCAAACAGCUGCCCGCUGCCGCCACCACAGUGAGUCAGCAGGCGGAGUCUUCGGCGUCGCCCCCCGCCUCCUACCCCUCGCCCUCCCAGACGGCCGUCAUUUCGACCACGCCCACAAACGUCCAGGCCACGCCUCCCGCACCCGCGCCAACACAGCCGCCGGCCACCAUGAUGCCGUCUGCGCAGCCCGUCGUCAAGAAGAAGGGCGUGAAGAGGAAAGCCGACACCACCACGCCCACUACGUCGGCCAUCUCGGCGGGCCGCGCCGACUCGCCCACCGCGCAGGACGUCAAACCUGACGUGGGCGGCGGCGGAGGCGGCGUGGCCGUCGGCGGCGGCCGCAAGGGGGGGAAGCUGGGAGAGCAGAUGAAACACUGCGACGCCAUCUUGAAGGAGAUGCUGUCCAAAAAGCACGCCGCCUACGCGUGGCCCUUCUACAAGCCCGUCGACGCAGAGGCACUCGAGCUGCACGACUACCACGACAUCAUCAAGCACCCCAUGGACCUCAGCACCGUCAGGAAAAAGAUGGACAAAGGCGAGUACUGCGACCCACAGAGCUUCGCCACCGACGUCAGGUUAAUGUUCUCCAACUGCUACAAGUACAACCCCCCCGACCACGAGGUGGUGGCCAUGGCACGCAAGCUACAGGAUGUGUUCGAGAUGCGCUUCGCCAAGAUCCCGGACGAAGGCGUGGAGGCGUCGGCACCGUCCACGACGCCAUUGGUUAGUAAAAGCACGGCCUCGUCCGACAGCAGCAACAACUCCUCCUCAGACGAGUCGUCCGACUCAGAGGAGGAGCGCGCCACGCGGUUGGCUGAGCUACAGGAGCAGGUUGGUGCUGCCGGCCAAUCCCAGCUGAAGGCUGUGCACGAGCAGCUGGCCGUCCUGUCGCAGGCGCCCGUCAGCAAGCCCAAGAAGAAGAAGGAGAAGAAGGACAAGGACAAGAAGAAGGACAAGGCCGACAAGGCGGCCGCCAAGGCCAAGCCCGACGACGACAAGAAGCCCAAGGCCGCCGCCCAGCAGCCCAAGGCGGCCAAUCAGAAGAAGGCGCCGGCGCGCAAAGCCAACAGCACCGUCGCCGCUGCCAGACAAGCCAAGAAAGGCACCAAGGCGGCGGGGGGAGGCUCGGCCAACGGCGACGACGGGGGCGGAGGCGGCGAGGAGUCGUCUUCCCUGCCAAUGUCGUACGACGAGAAACGCCAGCUGAGUCUGGAUAUCAACCGCCUGCCCGGAGAGAAGCUGGGCCGCGUGGUGCACAUCAUCCAAUCCAGGGAACCUUCCCUGAGGGACUCCAACCCAGACGAGAUCGAGAUCGACUUUGAGACUCUCAAGCCGUCCACGCUCCGAGAACUCGAGCGCUACGUCAAAUCGUGCCUGCAGAAGAAGCAGAGGAAGCUCUUGCAGAAGCAAGCUGGAGGCGGGGCCUCAGGAGGCGGGGCUAGUCGUUUGAGUGGCAGCUCGUCUUCCUCGUCUGACGACAGCUCCUCGACGGGAACGUCCUCUUCCUCAGACACAGACUGAACACACACCGACAUGCACACACCUUCUGGACUUGUUACACACACACACACACACACACACACACACACACACACGUACGUAUAUAAAUAUAUAAAUAUAUACAUUCAAGUACACAUACACACACACACCCUGAUGUAUGUACAUAAGCUCAGCUGUUUUUUUAGCAUCUAGUCUUCUGUUUUUGUUUUUUGAAUUUUGUUCUUUGUUUGUGGAGGAAAAGAAAAACUCGACACGCUUGCCGUGAAAAGAAUGGGACAAAUGUGUCGGCCUCACGGGGGGGUGUCACUGUUUUUAGGGGCGGCGCAGUGUUUCUUUGACAGACGUUCCUAGCCAACGAAAACAUUUCGUGACAUUGCCGCUUGCCCCACCUUUCCACCAACACUACAUGUCUCACUUCCUGUCGGGAGACCCGCCUCUCGCCGAAUAAUGUUGCGAGGGGGAAACAAGUUUUUAAAAUUUGAAAUUUUACGUUCUUAAUCUGUCUUGUUUGGCCGCCCCCCCGUGAUGACAUCAUCGAUGUCGUCGUCCGGUCGGUCAGGCCCUGCGGCUGGUGUGCGAUGGACGUGCGGGCGAGUUUGUUUUUAGUUGCUCUACUAGUUAAUUUUUUUUUUUUUUUAAUUUUACUAAGAAAAAGGAAAAGAGUGAUUUGAUGUGUUUGCAUGCACUCCGUCGGGCCGUACGUCAGCACUGUAUAGUAGCUUCUCGUCAAGUAGCUUCUUGUGUAGUCGUCGUGCUACACGCGUGUGCUACACGCCAACACACGAGAAGCCAGAAGAAAAAAAAAAAGUCAUUUGGUGUAAUUACUGAUAUGGGAUCCUUAUUUUCUGACUUCCUUUCUUUUCAUAAAUAAACAGAUAAAGUGACCUUG
Molecule: messenger RNA, 3192 nt
Organism: Hippocampus comes (tiger tail seahorse)
Lineage: Eukaryota; Metazoa; Chordata; Actinopteri; Syngnathiformes; Syngnathidae
Product: bromodomain-containing protein 3
Exons: 13
Coding region: 342-2324 (660 amino acids)
Biological process (GO): chromatin remodeling; regulation of DNA-templated transcription
Cellular component (GO): chromatin; nucleus
Source: RefSeq, a predicted model, not a curated record